AUGGCGUACUGCCGCUCAGAUGUGAAAUUGUUAAAAGCCGGGUGCCUAAAAUUUAUAGAAGAGUUUCAUUCCAUCGCCAAAUUCGAUCCCAUGGAAAAAUGCGUCACCAUCGCACAAGCCUGUAACCGAUAUUGGCGAAAAUGCGUCAUGACCCCAGAUUCCAUUGCCAUAGAACCCGUUGGCGGCUGGGAAGGUGCCACGCCCAAUCAUUCGCACGUGGCCUUAGAAUGGUUACUCUGGACCGAGCGAAGCCUGGGGACGAGAAUUCAGCAUGCGAGAAACGGUGGCGAGUAUAGCAUUCCUCAUGGGCCUACCGUGUAUCGCGUAGACGGUUACCAUGCCUCUUCGCUCACCGUCUACGAAUUCCAUGGGUGUCUCUUUCACGGAUGCCGUGAGUGUUACCCGCAAAGAAGCCAGAUUCCCUUCUGUAGCUCCGUACUUACAGUAGAAGCCUGCCGACGUCAGACAACCCAGAAAACCGCCAAAUUGCGUCAAUUGGGGUACACUAUCAUAGAAAUGUGGCAGUGUCAAUGGGAAAAUCUCAAGAAGUCUAACCCAGACCUCCGUGACUUUAUCCAGUCUCUCUCUUUGACCCCACCCAUCCAUCCUCGCGAGGCGUUUCUUGGCGGAAGGACUGGAGCGUCCACGCUUUACCACCGCAUAGAUCUCAUCCAAGGAGAACAGAUCAGAUGCGUCGACGUGACCUCAGAAUACCCGUGGGUGAAUAAAUAUGGAGAAUACCCCGUCGGGCAUCGUACCAUUUACUUAGAGCCAGAAAAUCAAGAUCCUCGAGCAUACUAUGGGCUCAUGAAAAUCGAUAUUCUACCUCCCACAGAUCUCUUCAACCCCGUGUUGCCUCAUCGCCAGAAAAUUGGGUCUGCCACUAAACUUACCUUUCCCCUCUGCCGUACGUGCGUCCAGCAAGAAUGUAUCAAACCCCUGGACGAAAGAAAUUACAUUUGUCCCCACACAGACGAGGAACGCAUGCUGCACAGGACCUGGUGUACUCCCGAAAUCCACUAA
Messenger RNA from Stylophora pistillata, 1023 nucleotides. RefSeq lists its product as uncharacterized. NCBI's taxonomy places the organism in Eukaryota, Metazoa, Cnidaria, Anthozoa, Scleractinia, Pocilloporidae. The record is from RefSeq and is a predicted model, not a curated record.